UUGUAUGACAAAAAAGUUAUCCGAAUCCACGUUAUACGUUUGUUUUCAUACGCUUACCAACUUGGCUUUGUGGAAAGUGUGACAGUUUUGGACAGUAUACGUAGGCAUGAGUCUUAUUUAUUGUUUUUGUUAUGUGGCCUUCCCAAUACAUUUCAUUUAGCUUAGCGGCUGUUCGUACAUCUCCUGCGCCUUGCAGAAUUAGUUCCGCUGUGUCACUGCCUAUAUUUAGGUAAUAUUACCCGUGCGCCUAGACUCUGAAAUAUGCCGUUAUUAUUUUGCGUUAAUUCAGCAGUGAUUUCUUGAAAUGACGCCUAACAGGAAGCGUGUUCCUUUCUACUGCAGGUAUCGCAUUGAAAAUCAGCUGGACAAAAGCCUCAACCCCUGUGAUGAUUUCGCUGAUUACGUCUGUCGUCGCUGGACCACAAGACAGAAGCUUCUCCUGUCAAGAUCAGAGAUGUGGGAUAUGCUUUUGUCGUGGCUGUACAACCUUCCGGAAAGGCUGAACACAGGUUUUUCCCGAUUCCCUAUAGCCAAAAAAGUUAUUGCAAUGUUUAACGCUUGCAACAAACAGGGCGGAUCACAAAUCCACAUCACGAAAGAAUUCAUGCGCGCAAGAGGCAUUGUCUGGCCGGAAAAAGCAGAAGAAGCAGUUUCACCGGAGAAGGCCCUUUUUGACCUCUCGGUGAACUGGAACGUGCACCUGUGGUUUACCUUGAAGAUAUUUCCCUUUAUUUCGAAGGAAACUCCACGACUUAUAUUUGUGGAACCGAAUGAGCUCAUGCGUUGGUUGAAGGCCGUGUUUAGCCAAAUACCAAAGCAAACCUUUCAAAGAGUCUACAAAGAACUCUUCCGUGUUUUUUCAAAUGACACGAGCAGCGAACCGGAACCUGAAGACAUCUUGAAGACGUAUGGCGUCCUUGAGCGUGUCUUCAACAUCUUGGUACCAUCGCGUCGUUACAAACCAGGCAUUACGAAACUAUUAUCUUUGAGUGAUAUGGACUACAACUCCUCCUUUCCCAUUGGAUCGCACCUUAUGAAUGUGCUGAAUUCUGUGGCGGCAUUCGAUCCGCCGAUCUCAUUGAAUGACUUGGUGAUUAUGAAGGAGAGUUCUAAUAUUGGGAAGAUUUUCGACAUGAUCACCGAUUUCGGCAACGAGGUGGUCUUGCGCCACCUGUCAUGGUUGUUUGUGCUGGAAUAUGGGGCACUGGCACACCCAGCGGCUGUCCUGUUUAUCCUUCGUGGCAGUGGGAACCGUGCCAGGCAAGCGUUGCCCCGUUACUGCGCUUGUCAAGUCGAGUCGAGCUACAAACUCCUUGUGGCUGCCAUGGCCUCCGUAGGCCUCUUCUCCGAGCAAGAGCGACGCCGCAUCGACGAGCAUCUGGCCGCCAUUGUGGAGGAGGCUGCCAAUAAAACGUGGGCAGUCUCGUGGCUCGACAACGAUACGAAAAAAAUUGCCGUGGCAAAGCUGAAGAGCGUACGCACAGUGUUGUGGCCUUCUGACAAGUUCCUCACGCCCGAGGCACUUGACGAAGUGUACGCAAACUUCACCUACAGCGCCUCGUCGUUCGCGGAGUACUGGAUCGAGACCCGUCGCAGCCAGCGCCUGAUGUUCGGCUCCCAGGCAGCCGAAGAGGAGAUGUUCCUAGACGACAGCACCAUGCUGCCAUACGUACACUACAAACACGUGCUCAAUCACCUGACCCUCUCCAUGGGAGCACUGGCACCUCCUCUCUACUGCAAGGAUGGCACGAAUGCCAUGUUUUAUGGCGGCCUGCUGUACGCUUACGCUCGGGAGCUCAUGACAGCCAUUGACAGCGAUGGAGUUAGAUUCAACCCUAAAGGCGAGUUUGUGACGUCCUGGUUGAGCUACGGCAUUCAAGACACCUUCGAGAAGCGAACGCUCCGCUGCCUACCUGGAAACAUCAGCAUCUUCCCCGAUGUUCCCGCGAUGGAGGUGGCGUAUGCAGCAUUCAAGCGACACCACCACGAGAAUAAUAGCCGGCUGUCUGAGGAACUGACCGAGGAGAAGGUGUUCUUCAUCACCACCUGCCUCCCUUCCUGCUCUUCAACGCCUGCCGACAACAUCUACGGUGGUGACUGCAACAAGGCGGUCAUGAACUUCGCGCCGUUCGCCGAAGCCUUCGGUUGUCCCGCCGGUUCCAAGAUGAACCCUGCGUCAAAGUGCCCGUUUUACGAUUGA
Dermacentor andersoni is the source of this 2200-nucleotide messenger RNA. Its product is annotated as membrane metallo-endopeptidase-like 1. Gene Ontology annotation, molecular function: metalloendopeptidase activity. Gene Ontology annotation, biological process: protein processing. The record is from RefSeq and is a predicted model, not a curated record. NCBI's taxonomy places the organism in Eukaryota, Metazoa, Arthropoda, Arachnida, Ixodida, Ixodidae. Gene Ontology annotation, cellular component: plasma membrane.